AUGCGUGCGCUCAGUUUUUGUCUUGCAGCUUCGCAUGGUGUGAGCCGGAUUGGCAGGCUCUGGAGUAUAGAGACGGCAGGGGGGCAACAGGAGCGCCUCAUCUUUCCUUCUCUCUACCCCACCCCUCCCACCUCGCUUCACACCAGUCGAACUGGCAGCCGGACUGGCAUGUGUGGGAGGGUAGUGACGUUGAGGGGGGGGAAAUCAACUCAAAUAUUCUCCUUCUCGCCACCUCUCCCCCUUUUCCCCCUCCAGUCGGGCUGGCAGGUGCUGGAGGGCAGUGACGGCAGGGGGGAGGGGCACUUGGAACGACUCAAUAUUCCUUUCUCUCCCCUUCCCUCGCUCCCCCCUUUCCCCCGCCAGUCGGACUGGCAGGUGUUGGAGGGCAGUGACGGCGAGGGCGGGAAGGCGUUCUGUCGCAGUGUGGCAGUGAGUGCACCCAAGAUCCGCCUCAUGCGCUCCGCUGACAUCAGCGCUGGGAGAACCCUGCAAGUGCUCAAUCUGAUAGCCUUCCCCCGCCCCGAGUACGAUCUGCCCUACUUCUGUGCCGACCUUGUCACCUUCCCCAGGGGCCACCUCAUCGUGCUGGAUCUGAACCCGUUACAUCAGAGUGAGGAGCAUUUCAGCAAGUACAUUGCGCCCAUCAUGCCCAUCGCCAACAAGUAUAUUGAGCACCUGCCAUGGGGCGGCGAGUUCACAGCGGAGUCUCUUCAGUUCUUCUCCCCAGCUCUCCUCUGGGCCAAGCUGCCCCUUGAUGCUGACGUCACUGCCCACGUGCUGCCCGCUUUCAAGGAGUACUUGCAGGCAUGGCUGCGCAUGGUAGAAACAUGUGAGCCCACAACCGACCCAGCAGUGAUGGCGCACAACAUGGAGUCGCAGCACCGCUACAUCUGCUGGCGCUCUGUCAAAGACCCCGGCCGGCCCCUCUUGACGCGCCUGUUUGGUUCUGAGAGAUGCGAGGAGGUCAUCGAGGGGUUCCUGUUUGCGGGGUCGCACGAGCUGGGCACCAAGGGCCUCCAGGACUAUUCUGCUGUAUUCCUUAACCCUCCACCCCCCAAACUCCCUCACCCCCCAAACCCCCCCUCCAUCCCUGAGUUCAUAAGGAUUCCUGUUUGCGGGUCCCAUCAGCCGGGCAGCAAGGGAUUCCAGGACUAUUCUGCUGCACCCCUCAACCCCCCCCAACCCCCCAACCUCCCACUCCGCCAGGAGUUCAUCGAGGGGUUCCUGUUUGCGGGGUCGCACGAGCUGGGCAGCAAGGGGUUCCUGGACUAUUUCCCUGAUUACCGCCAGGAGGAUGGCAGCAUCGCCAAGAAGCGGUCCAUGAAGGGCAAGGCGUACAGCAGUCGACCGUGGGAUGCACAUGGCAAGCUUAUCUUUUGA
This is a messenger RNA of Closterium sp. Naga37s-1, 1380 nucleotides long. Lineage: Eukaryota; Viridiplantae; Streptophyta; Zygnematophyceae; Desmidiales; Closteriaceae. The record is from the annotation of a GenBank genome assembly.